Molecule: messenger RNA, 6622 nt
Organism: Talpa occidentalis (Iberian mole)
Lineage: Eukaryota; Metazoa; Chordata; Mammalia; Eulipotyphla; Talpidae
Gene: ZNF691
Product: zinc finger protein 691
Exons: 2
Coding region: 50-904 (284 amino acids)
Biological process (GO): regulation of transcription by RNA polymerase II
Molecular function (GO): RNA polymerase II cis-regulatory region sequence-specific DNA binding; DNA-binding transcription factor activity, RNA polymerase II-specific
Source: RefSeq, a predicted model, not a curated record
UCCGAGGCGGCGCUGUCCCUGACCAAGCGGCGGGAGCGAGGGUUCAGAGAUGGGCAGUGAGAAGGAGCAGAAUCCAGAACAGCACCUGCCUGAGGACGGGGAACAGGGUAAGCCGUGGAGAGUGGAUGACUCAGAGGGUUUUUGGAUUCCGGAUGGGGAGAAAGAGCGCGAGCAAGAGGGCGUGUCAGAGGGGCCCCAAGGGCCCCGUCUCCAGAAGUCAUGGCAGAAAGACGCGGUCCCAGCUGGGGAUCCAGGGGACCCCACUGCUCAUUCAAGGCCCGAGGCCUACGAGAAGCCCUUUAUCUGUGCCCAGUGUGGCAAAACCUUCAAUAACACCUCCAACCUGAGAACACACCAGCGGAUCCACACUGGUGAGAAACCUUACAAAUGUUCUGAGUGUGGCAAAAGUUUCUCCAGAAGCUCCAAUCGCAUCCGACAUGAGCGGAUCCAUCUAGAAGAAAAGCAUUACAAAUGCCCCAAGUGUCAGGAGAGCUUUCGGCGGCGCUCAGAUCUCACCACGCACCAGCAGGAUCACCUGGGCAAGCGGCCAUACCGCUGCGACAUCUGUGGCAAGAGCUUCAGUCAGAGCGCCACGCUGGCUGUGCAUCACCGGACCCACCUGGAGCCGGCGCCCUACAUCUGCUGUGAGUGUGGGAAGAGCUUCAGCAACAGCUCCAGCUUUGGAGUGCACCACCGCACCCACACGGGCGAGCGGCCUUACGAGUGCGCCGAGUGCGGGCGGACUUUCAGCGAUAUCUCCAAUUUUGGAGCACACCAGAGGACCCACAGAGGGGAGAAGCCCUACCGGUGCACUCUGUGUGGGAAACACUUCUCUCGCAGCUCAAAUCUCAUCCGCCACCAGAAAACACACAUGGGAGACCAGGCUGGGAAGGACCCCAGCUAAAGGAGAGACCUGCUGAGAGAGUGAGGGAGAGCGAGCAAGAGACCCCAGCCUAGUGUAGAAAGAUCUUUAGGAUCUGCUGCUGCCCCUUUGACCUCAAGCCCUUCAUCCCACUUUGGCUUCUUGUUGCCAGUAGCUAGGGUCUCCGGGAAGUCCUGAGAUGGGCCUCAGCAGAAAUCCUUGCUUUUUCCCAGGCCAAUUUCUCACCUUGAAAAGUCAAGAGAACCUGGCAUUGGUGCCCUCUCCUUAGGGUGAUAGAGAACUAGGAAAGGCUUAGUACAUGCUCACAUCAUGAAGGCAGCCAUCUCCUGGCCAUUGAGCAAACACCCAGGAGAUGGGCAUCCCUGUCUGAAGGGCCUCCAAAUCAUAUAUGAACUGCUUAGGACACACUGCAGUGGCCUGCUAGCUCCUACCUUCUGUGGCCCAACUUCGCUUCCACAUCUUUGGGCCAGGAGGAGCAGCCUUCCCAAUGGAGGGGGUCCUCUUGGCCUGGAGAAGAGGUCUGAGGUCAAUGACCUUCACACUCCCCAUGUUUGUGACUUAUUACCCCCAUUAACCUGCAUCUGUUUCCCCAUAGUGAUUAGCAGUAAAGCCCUUCAAUGAAAAGGACAUGUGUACUUAUUUGGGGACAUGAAAGAAGUGGGGAGCUGGGGAAAUGGUCCUGUGGCAGCCACUCUAGAAGGGAGUUGAAAUCCCAAAAAGAGAAUGGAUGGCCGCUCUGAAAUGCAAAGGAAAGCAGAGAAAGGGAAAGGAGUACCAUUAAUUGAGCAUGCAGUGUGCCAUGGCUUCCACAGGCCACGUUUACAUUAUUGAUCAUAUUUAGUCAUCACAACCACCCUCAAGAGAAUAAGAUGAAACAGGUGAGGAAAGGUGAAGUCACUUGCUGUGAAGUCACACAGCAGGUAUAUAGUGAGGCCAGAGUUCAAAUUUGAGUCACCCUCGCUUUGAACUGAUGCUCUUUUCACUACAUUCACCAUGUUGGUUUCUGCAGGAGGCGUUACUUAGGGGGCUGGUCUAGGGCCAGCUGAUUCCCUGGAGGUGGGAGCUAGCGUGGCUCCUUAAUGUGGCCAUUUGCUCUGUGAGAAGGCAGUGCCAAGCACGGAGAACCCUUUCAACUUUAUUGAUUGAGCAUUUCCUUUGUGUCAAGGAAAAAUGACAGUGGCAGGGAGUAGAGAUUGAGGGGUGGGAAAAGAUGAGAAACCUUGACUCUUACUCUUAAGAAUCUCUGCCCCCCAGUAGCAAUAAUUUAGUUGUUGCCAAGGCUGGGACAGCUUGGCAGGAUUCAUGCCUGGCCCCACAUGGCAGAUUUUGGUGCUUUUUCCAUGGAAUUUUAGUGUUGACCCAGACACUUUCCAAUAAAUUAAGACCCAUCUCCACCUCUUGCUAAUCUGGGAUCCUGCUCUCCAGAGUGAGGGGUCCUCUUCAUUUGUAGCCAAUUGGCAGAAUGUGACUGGCAUCACUCAUGACUUGACCUAUCACAUGGGACUCUGCCACCUGCCCAGGAAGGGAUGUACCAGGAGCUUUACACUCCUCAUCUUACUAAAUUCUUAUAACCUUGUGAAGUAAGAAUUAUCCACACUUGAUACAUACAGAAGCAGGCUGACAGAGUGCCUGCCUAAUCCAAAGCCUGUAUUUUUUCCACCUAGAAAAUAUGUUUCAAACAAUUCCCUUACAUUUGUGGGUUAGUUUACAGUUUACAAAGCACUUUUAUUGCAUAUACAUUUUCCUGCUCCUUGAAAAUCUCAGUACAACAUACUUUAAAUAUGUAGCCAUCCAAACUUGUAGAUGUAUGAAUUGGCACAUUCCCUAGUAAUAAAAGUUGCCAUCUAUCAAAUAUCUAGUGAAUACCAGUUAUUGUACAUACAUUAUCUGUGUUUCCCAUAACUAUCACAUAAGGUAGCAGUAUCCCAUUAAUCUGAGAGGUUGAAUGACCUGGCCAACGGUAGACUAGGAUUCAAAUCAGAUAUAUCUGAUUCUAAGGCAAAGCUCUUUAUUAUACUCAUUACCAAGCUAGGUCUACUGGUUCACUCUUGAUCUGGGGAGCUUGACCUCUUUGUCCUUCCAGACCUAUACAGGCUUAGUGACAAUUGCUGUGACUUUUUGGGAGUCUUUGGUGCCAAUCAGAUGCAGGCACAGUACACCAGGUAUCUGCUUUUAUCUUUAGACAUGACUUGCUGGUCAAUCUCAUUUGCCUUUUUUGGACUAAGUUCAUAGGCUAAGGUUUCUAUGUUGCUCCAGACGUUGAUUCAUGACUUUCCCAUUUAUUUAUUCUCUGACUUCCUUUUUUUAACUUCCUGCAUUUUCUCCUUCAUUCCCUUUCUUCCCCAUCUCCCUUCCUCCCUUCUUCCCCCCUCUGGCCCUCUUAGCUACGAGCAAUACUGACAGUGACGCGGCUCCUAUGUUGUCUGAGUGCAGGAGUUUGGCUUAUAAACCCAGUUAAAUGAAGGAUGACAGUUGUACCCAGAGUUCUGUAGGAGUCAAGGGGAGGACCUUAACUGUGCUCGACUAUGGGGUCCAGAAGCCAGUAAGUCAUAGUCUUUCUACAAGGACCUAGAGAAAGAGAAACCCCCCUCUGAACAAAGUAUUGGGGGGCCAUUGGGAUUGUCUUAAAGGGGAGGAGAAGGUUCAGAUGAUGAUUGAAUUUGGUGUUGAAGAAUAAGUAGAUUGGUUAUUUCAGAUGAAAGAGGAAGUCUUCAUGUUUUAGGGAACAGUGAAAUGUUAGAUGUAGUUGGAAUGUCCUGUGUGAGGACGAGGUGAAGCCGGUAGUGCAGAUGGGGGCCAGAUCUUGAAGGGUGUUCAGUGCCAGCAUAAAGUGUUUUGGAUGGUGGACAAUAAAGUUUUAAAGCAGGGGAAUGGCAUGAUCACAUUCACCCUCUAGGAAGAAAACUGAGGUUAGUGUGCAGAUGAAUUACAGGGGGUAAAGGAGGCCGAGUACGUAAUGUAUAUGUAAGCCAGGUAUCAGUGGGCCCUCCCAGACCCACAGUGAGCACCAUAUGAUUGACUCACUGCUUUGUCACUUCCACAGAAUGGGAAAGUCCAGACCUUCCACACAAUUUCAGCAAAUUCCUGGGAUUGAUGCACUCAUGGUCUCCUCUUGCCUGAAGUUCCCGUGGGCUGUACACACCUUCUAUUUUUGUCUCCACUAACCCUGUCACAGAACUAAGUAGCUUCUUCAACUGUCCCAAUAAAUUUCUGUCACACUAAGCAUUUUAUAAGUUUAGAAUCUCUUGGGAGCCUUGGGGAGGGGACAUACCAUGGCAUGUUACAAGCUUCUCCUUUUUCUUUCUAUCACUGCCCUUAUCCUUCUGCAGGAUUGGAAAUUACAGAUUGUCUUGCCCUCUUAUAAAAAGCAACCCCGGCUGCCAGUUUGCAUCCACAAACACAUUAAGGAGCACAGCAGAACAUAGAUCUCACCACAUUUAACAGCAUGCACCCACCCCAUAUAGUAGUUGCAAAGAUAAAUAAAUAUCCUUGGAGAUUUACAAAGUAUAUGUGAAUAUAUGAAACAAAAAUAUAUGAAACCAAACAACAGUCUUGUGUUUGUUUCCUCUUCUUUCUAAGAUCCCACUGAAAUAACUGAAAGGAAGAUGAAUAUAUAACAGCAAAGGAAAUGGCAGGGAAGAGGGAUGAAGGCUGCAGACUUCUAGAAAUUUCUAGAAAUAGGUAACAUACAUAAAUGACUCAACAGAGUGGCGUAAGCCAUAGUAAGUGGAAUGAGAAGACGGGCAGUGGAAGUAAGGCAGCUGUUUUCCUGGCAAAACCCCAGAAAGGCUUCUGAGUUUAUAAUUAGCAAGUCCUAAGGACAGACAUGAAAAGUGGACCUAAAAACUAAAGAGUGUAGAUUGUCUAUGCUGAAGUUGUACUAGUCACCCCCAAUUAUCUCCAGAAAGGAGAACGACUGGCACUUUCAGACAAAAACAAAAACAAACAUAAAACACACACACACACAAACCCAAAAGGUCCAUUCUAUAGAAAUUAAUUUCCAGGAAUAUAUUUAGUGUGGUGUUGACAUUUCAGAAUAUAGCUUCUGUCAUUCUGACAUUUACAAACCCAUUUCCCAACAAUGACCCAUCAACUCACCCUACAGUAAAACCUGCCAGAAGACCCCACUCAGCCUUCCUGUACAAGAGGUUUGUCUUUCAGAGAAACAUACAGUAACACAGGAAACCAAUUCAGAUGAAAACCACAUAUUAAUCAUCUUGGUUACUCAUAAAUAGGCAACCACAAACACCAGAAUUUUGAAGACCUAAAAGCAUGAAAGAGAGAAGAUAAAUAGAACAAGUGACUACAGACGAUAGAAACUUACGAUGGAACAGAAUAUAAAAAAUUCUAAUUAGAUCCUCGGGAAGAUCUGGGAAGAUACUACCUCCAUUAAACAAGAAAGGUUGCUACUGGAGAGGAGCAAUUGGAAAAUAAGAAAUAGCUUUUGGGAAUUAAGUGUGAUAAGUAAAAUUAGUUAUUUGAGAGAAAACUUGGUAGAUAAAAUCAAGAAAAGCCUCCCAAAAAUUAGGCAUAUACAAAGAUAUGGAAGAAGGAAUAAAGGACAUAUACAUCAAUCCUGGAGGGUCUUUUGCUGAAGACUUGGUUAGCCUCCAAAAUCUGUUCACCUAUUUUCUGAGGCACUUAACUGACCAACAAUUCCCAGUCUCCUUUGUAGUCAUGUACAGUGAUCUGACGUAAGCACAGACCUGCUAAUGGGAACAGCACAGCAGGGUAUGUGACAUUUCUGGGCCUAGACCUUAUGCCUUCACCUCUGUCUCUUUUCCCUCUUCACCAGCUGUAACCUGCAGGAACCCAGCUUUGAUGGUUGUAGACUACACAGUGUCCAGGGUAGACUUGCCACAGCCUUACUUAUGGCAGACACACAAUUAAAUUUGAAUUGUAGGUACACUAUGAAUAUUUUUUUUCUGUAACUUUGUCCCAAGAAGCUUAUCCUAGUAGAUGGCAGAACAAAGAGAUAACAAGAACUGAGUUUUACCCCUGGGCACUCACCUCACAACUGUUGAUGAGAAAGAAAGACUUUUUUGUGUGCCAAGUCACUGCUUUGUUGGGUCUCUUUUUUUAUAGAACUCACACCUUUCACCAUAACUAAUAUUUAGAGAUGAGUUUUUGCCAUCAAUAAAUUGGUGCAUCUUACUACAGAUGGUAUCUUACAAUUGCCAUUGGUCAUUUCCUUCCCCCACCCCCUUUUAUCAUCCAAAAUUGGAAUGUUUCCAAUAAUUGAUGCUGUUUUAGAUUAAAUUGAAUACCACAUUAUAAGAGAGAGAUGAGCAGUGAUAUAAGUCAGAUGGUGAAAUAGGAAGCCCCAGCCUUCACUCCCCAACAGAGACAUUGAUUUAACAAUGUGUGGACCAAAAUGCCUUCUUGAAAACUCCAGAAACCCACAAGCCAAACACAGAUCAGUUUAGGUUUUUCUUCUGUAAGGGUGAGGGAUAAGGAUGAGUGGAACACAUGUCCAGUUUUUCUAGAUUUUCAGAGGACUUUCUGAGGGACUGGUUUGGUCUCAUUUGUGGUACAGAUGAGACACCAAAAAACCUGGGAUGCCGCCAAAUGGAGGUGUCUUGGUGGUGUAGCACCAAAGAACCUGCAGUAUGACAGACAGACACCAGAGGGUGCAAGAGAUUAUGAGCCUCUAAAAAACCAACACAUUUCUCUAAUGGGGAAAUUAGCUGCACUAACUCAGAGAAGUCACAUCCACUUAAAGAGUUUUUUUUUUUUUUU